AUAGCUAGUUAAAAUGGCCCUUUUGUUAAAAAAAAUGUACAAAGGAUAUUUUUGGUUGUUUGAGGAUAUCGCAGAUCCAAGAGCCAAUGAAUAUUUCCUGUUAAGUAGUGUGUUUAAUAUUAUACCAAUAGCAUUUUUUUAUGUAUACUUUUGCAAAAAACUAGGACCAAAGUUAAUGGAAAAUAGGAAAGCAUUUGAUUUAAAAUAUAUCCUUAUAGUAUUUAAUUUAAUACAAGUUUUAGUGAAUGCUUAUGUUGUUAUUGAGGUAAUUAGGUAUAUACCGAAGAUGGGAUUCUAUUGUGGAGAUAUAGACUACUCAAACGAUCCAGAUGCUAUUCACAUGCUAGAUAUAGUAUACAUUUUCUUCAUCAUGAAACUCUCAGAUCUUCUUGAUACAGUAUUUUUCAUUCUACGAAAAAAAUUCAACCAAGUCAGUUUUUUACACGUCUAUCAUCACUUUGGAAUGUGUCUAGGGUCGUGGGUGGCGAUGAAAUUUUUUGGUGGAGGCGCAACAGUCAUUAUAGGAGCUGUCAAUGGUUUCGUACAUUGCGUUAUGUAUAGUUAUUAUUUACUUACCGCCUAUGAUAGUGACUACAAAAAGAGCGUUUGGUGGAAAAAACACAUCACCCAAAUACAGUUGGUACAAUUUUUGUUCUUCAUUAUAUACUACUCAAGUUUUUUGGUCACAAGCAGUUGCAACUAUCCAAAAUUUAUUCCAUUUUUAUUCGUGCCACAAAAUUUUUUCAUGUUAUGUCUGUUUGGAGAAUUUUAUUGGAGAACGUAUAUUAAAGCAAAGGAACCUAAACAAAAUAAAUGAAACAAUUUAAUAUA
Brassicogethes aeneus is the source of this 831-nucleotide messenger RNA. NCBI's taxonomy places the organism in Eukaryota, Metazoa, Arthropoda, Insecta, Coleoptera, Nitidulidae. The record is from the annotation of a GenBank genome assembly.